Gilbertella persicaria is the source of this 897-nucleotide messenger RNA. RefSeq lists its product as uncharacterized. The record is from RefSeq and is a predicted model, not a curated record. NCBI's taxonomy places the organism in Eukaryota, Fungi, Mucoromycota, Mucoromycetes, Mucorales, Choanephoraceae. The transcript has 3 exons. The coding region runs from base 16 to 870 and encodes 284 amino acids.
UUUUUUUUAUCGUCAAUGCUGAAAAAUAUCAAAUCUUCAAUCAUCAUUACUUUACUGACAAUCUCAAGAACAUCAAGCCAUGUGCAAGCUCUUUUACCUUAUUAUUCUAGUCCAAUCGAGAGCAGUUUAGCACCCGCAACUAGCAAUUACAUGUAUUCAACAACAAGUACAACAAACACAAAUCUCAGUUCAAAUUUUGAACCAGUACAAGACGAAUAUCUUGUGGAUACUUGCUACCAACAACGAGUCGCUUUUUCUCAAUAUUGGAUACCGAGAGAGAACGAAUGGGACGAAUCAAACGAUGGUGAUCGGAUGUUUUUAGGCGCAACAAACAAGAAUACCCCAUUGUAUGACAAGGAGCAUAAAGAAAUCACCAAAGUAUCUGCUGAAAUGCACGAGAAAUGCUUAAUGGAAGGAACGUGUUUGUUAGAAAAUGGAGAUUUGAUCAAUAUUGAUAAUGUGGAUAUACCUACAUUUAUCAAGAUAGGAGAAGCAGGUCGUUCUCAUACUGUGUUUGGAUUAGGCUCAGGAUCACAGAAUUUGGUUCCUUAUGUUAGUGUGGCUGCUUCUGAUCUUCCUUAUGGACAAAAGUUGUAUAUUCAUGAAUUAGAUGGACAAGAAUUGGGUAAUGAUAUGGUACACAAUGGUUGUGUUCGAGUAGACGACAGCAGUUGGUCAUUUGACGCCUGUCAUAUUGACUUAUUUGUGCCUACUUAUAUUGACUAUCUUUGGCUUGAUUUAGAUGAGCAAGCAACCAUUGAAUUAGUAGAUGACUGUGAAUUACAAAACUAUAUCAGUAUUCACCAUCUAAUACAAAUGAAAGCCACUUUAAAUACAAGUAUUAUACCUCUCUUACUAUACGAUAAUUAAACAAAUGUAUUAUGCACUUUUGUACCA